UUCCCUUAUCUCCCACCCCUUCUCACCCCUUCUUCCCUAUUUGUAUUGUCUUCCUUUCUUCUUUACACAUAGACAAAAAUAUAUUAAAUCAUUUCUUCUUCCUUCCUUCCAUUGUCGAAUGAAUGAAGCGGCAUUGGAGGUAGAAAAGGAAGAGGUAAAGUAGUUUGAAAAGAGGGGAAAAGAUUUAUAUAUAUAAAAAAACGUAUAUAUAUAUAUAUAUAAUAUAAUAUAAUAUAAAAAUAAGGAGGGGUGGUGAGGAGAGGGCAAGGAUGAGGAGGCCAGCUGCUGUUCUUCUCAUGCCGAAGACUGCCAGAUCUUAGGAUCAGAGGCCGAUCGAAGUCGUCCCGGUUUCACUGAUCCCAGUUCGCCUCGGAUCGGUGAGCCCUUCCUCGAUUCCUCCCCCUCCUUUCUCUGCCACCGAUCUUUCGUUAUCCGAUCGAGACUUGGAGUCUUCGAUUCGAUUCGGAUGGGAUCCUCCAGGGAAGAGAGAAUGGAGUCAGAUCUUGGCAAACUCUUCAUCGGCGGGAUCUCGUGGGAUACGAAUGAAGACCACCUCCGGGAGUACUUCAAGACUUAUGGGGAAGUGGUUGAGGCUCUGAUCAUGAAGGACCGGACCACUGGCCGGGCCCGUGGGUUCGGGUUUGUGGUGUUUGCAGACCCAGCUGUGGCUGAGAGAGUCAUCAUGGAGAAGCACAUGAUUGAUGGCCGGAUGGUGGAGGCAAAAAAAGCUGUUCCCAGGGAUGAUCAGCACAUCCUUAAUAGAAGCAACACUACUAUUUAUGGUUCUUUUGGUCCUGGCCGCACCAAGAAGAUAUUCGUGGGAGGCCUCCCAUCAACUAUAACAGAGAGUGACUUCAAAAAGUACUUUGAUCAGUUUGGGAAUAUCAUUGAUGUUGUCGUGAUGUAUGAUCACAACACUCAGAGGCCAAGGGGUUUUGGAUUCAUCACUUAUGACUCAGAGGAUGCUGUGGAUAAGGUAUUGCUUAAUACCUUUCAUGAGCUAAAUGGUAAGAUGGUUGAGGUCAAGAGAGCUGUUCCUAAAGAAUUGUCCCCGGGGCCCAACAUGCGGUCGCCAGUUGGUGGAUAUAACUAUGGCCUGAAUAGGGUCAGUAGCUUUCUUAAUGGGUAUGGUCAGGGUUACAAUCCAAGCUCAAUAGGUGGCUAUGGAAUGAGAAUAGAUGGUAGAUUGGGACCACCAGCAAGUGCAAAGAAUGGGUUCCCUUCUUUUAGUCCUGAUUUUGGAAUGGGGAUGAAUUUUGAGCCUGGUUUCGGCACAAGUUUUGGAGGAAGUUCAAGAUUCAGCAACAAUCUUGGAUAUGGUCGAGGGUUGAACCCUUAUUAUAGCAGGAAUUCAAGUAGGUACAACCGUUCUAUUGGGUACAGUGGAGGUAGUGGUAAUUCUGGGUCAGUUUUUAGUUCAAUGGCUUGUAAUGUAUGGGGUAAUGGUGGCCUUAACUACACUACAAACUCUGCAAGUUCUAAUGCCUACAUGACCUUAGGAAGCGGGAGUCUCAGUGGCUUUGGCAAUAGUAGCCUGAACUGGGGUGGAUCUUCUUCGCCUAUUUCAUCUGAAGUUGGGGGGGUCGGAACCGGCUAUAAUAGUAGGGGUUCGAGUUAUGGAAAUGGUGAGAAUAGCUUUGGUUUGGCGAGCAGUUUUGGAAGGAGUGGUGGAACUGGAGCUGGUAACACUUCCCUUACUGCAAUAUCCAGUGGAUAUGAAGGAAACUAUGCAGAGCUAUAUGGUGGUAGUUCAGUUUAUGGAGACCCAACUUGGAGAUCGGCAUCCUCGGAAUUUGAUGGUACUGGCCCAUUUGGUUAUGGGCUUGACAAUGUCGCUUCAGAUAUCACAGGCAAGGACUCUAUAGGUUAUAUGGGUGGCUCUAAUGUUACCAGUAGACAGCCAAAUAGAGAAAUGGCUUCAUAUUCAUUAUCAUGACUUCCAUUGACGAGCUAAUUUGAAGGCUCUAUUGGUCCACCUCUGGAACGUGAUGCACAUGAGCAGGUCAUCUCAGAACAUUUUCACCUUUCAUCUAUCCAUGACUAGAUGCAUGGCUAUUGUGCUAGUAAGCCACAAUAUAUAUUGGACAUGAUAGAAAUUACAGAAUGAUGAAUAUAGAUGCAAAAUAAAAAGAGUUUGCUCAAUGCAGCAAGGCUGCUUUUGUUUUCAUAUGGAGUAGAAGGAGAUCUAGCAAUAUGGUGACAAUGGCCAAAGAUAGUAAAAGGAUACUCAUCUAUCCAAUGCCACAUCUGUCCUUUAGGAUUGUCUGAUUGCAUGAGGACUGCUUGUAACCAUAUAUAGUCAACUGGUCAAGCAAUACCAAGCAAGAAUGAUUACCAGAUAUUUAAGUCAUGUAACUAGGAUAUGUGCAUUCUGCAAAACAACAUAUUUCCUGAACUGUUAUGGUAUUCCAAAUGGAAACUAAUUUAUGAAAAUGGUAUUAUUUAUGUUUCAAAUUUUUAUAAUUUAGCUUGUCAAAAUGUAGCAAUGUACAUGUUUUUGAGCAGAUGACAUGGCAUAAGGUAAUAAAAAUGUAAAUUUUGCACAAGAAACUCCACACUGGUUAAUAAUUAUAAUGAUUUCAGAUAAAAGUAUAUUACAGGUGGCAAUGAAGUGUCACCAGGCAUAACAUUUCAUAAUCUAAACUGACGAAGUCCAUUCCUAGUUUGACAUGGUGCAAAAUUUAAGCUUGAGCAAACCUUAGAUCAGUCAAGUUGAUAAAGAUGAGAUGCUACAUAUAACUGCAAAGAGUUUUUCAAUUGUUUUUCAUGUCAGUCAAGUAGAUAAAGAUAAAGAGUUUUUCAAUUGCUUUGACAAGCUUGUUCUAGAAGCCGAGCCCAAGGACUUGGCCAAAUUUCCGGAAGCUAAGCCUAAAGGAUUAGCGGGACUUCUUCGGAGCCUGAGCUCAAGGACUUAGCGAAUUUUUCUAAAGUCUAAACCCGGAGCCUUAACGCGAUUCCUAUCAGAGCUAAGCCUGACAAUCUAGCGAAUGCUACCGGAAUCUAGGUCUAUGGAUUUAGCCGAGAUUGAAGACCUAGAGAAAUUCGUGGGAGAGGAAUUCAACUUAAGCAGCCAAGGUAAAAGUUUACCUACUAUGCAAAAAAGAGACAAGCACAAAUUUAGAAAAAAGCUCUUCAUUGAUAAAGGCCCAAAGGCUAAGUACAAAAUCAAGGUCCGGCCGUACAAUGACUUCAAUGGCCGACCUUGUUUACAAAAAAGAGAGAACAAAGAAAAAGAGGAGGCUAAGCUCUAGGAGGCUGCGGCUUCAUCGGCGCCAACAUCGGGGUCAUCCACAACGAUCACUGGGGGGUCUUCGGCAGGGGUUGGCUCGGGACCCUCCGCGACAGCCUCAGAUAGGGCUUCGCCAGUGGCCUCGGGAACGCCCCCGGCAACUUCCCCAGAAGGAGUAUCUCGAGCUGCUUGCUCGGCCGUGCCGGUCCCGGCCUCGGCGACCUCCUCCUCGGCCUCAAGGGAUGCGGGAAGAUCGAACUCGCUCUCUUCGCCGAUCCCCGACCUAGGCCGAAUACCCCCGAGGUCGAGCUGGGGGCAGAACCUGUGUAUCUGCCUCCAAAAAUUUUCGAAGCCGCGGAGAAACCCAUCCAUGGCCUCCUCCUCCAACAUGUCGCGGAACUCCUCCGACUCCUUGAAGAGUUCCACUGCGUUUUGGGCCUGCUCCAGCGCCCUCUUCUCUCGAGCCUCGAGCUGCUCGACUUUUAGGCGGAGAACCCCGCCCUCGUACUUGUGGCCGGCGACCUCGGCACGGGCUUCGGCCAGACGCGCCUCGGAGGCGCACAACUCUGACCUCACUAAAGUGUGCGCGGCCCUCUCCUCCUCAAGUUGAUCGACUGCCGAUCGCCGCUCGGCUUCGGCAGCCUCCAUCCGCGCGAUGGCCUCUGCCCGUGCGGCCUCAGAGUCGGCGAGCCUUUUCUCGGCCAUCUCCAGUUGCCUCUGGAAUCGCCGAGCCUCAUUCUGGCAUCCAGAGGCUAUGAAUACCAGUGUAUCGAUCUCGUGGAGAUGCUGCAAGAGAAACAACGAUAAGUAAAAGUGGAGGAAAUACCAAUAACCAAAGCAAAAAAAAAAAAGAAAGCGACUUACCCAGGCAGCAUUACAGUACGUCUGAUCGACGAUAUCCCCGAGCUCGAUGGCUUCGAACUCAGCCCGGUCGGCCGGGAGCAACGCGCGGCGAAAUACUGCGCGCGCGACAUCGCUAUCUCGGAGGGCCGAACUGCCCUCACGGAUCGGGGACUCCGGGUCAUUAGACCCCCUCCCGGAGCGAUCUCCGGCCCUUGACGAACUCGGCCCACCCGAACUCACGACAGCGGGGCGGGACAUGCUCGGGACCCCAGGGCCUCUGCUCGGCUCGGGGCUCGAGUGCUGCAGACGGACGAUUGGUCGACUUGCCCGUUGAGAGAUGGGGGCGGGGCAAGCUGGAGGCGCCGAGUCCGAUGCCCCCCCGGAAUCCGAGCUCGCGUGCUCGGUGGCUGGGGCCCUUUUCCGGACAGACCUGGAUGUUCCGGCCCCAGAGCCCCUCGCCUCGGCAGGAGCAAAAGUGGAGGCCGACCUGGCCUUCUUUUUAGGCUUGGGAAGAGCCCCGCCAGCCUCGACUGCCCUCCUCUUCAGUCGGGCGAAAAGGGAUGUAUUGCUUGUCACCAUGUUGGAAAUGUC
Messenger RNA from Phoenix dactylifera (date palm), 4663 nucleotides. Lineage: Eukaryota; Viridiplantae; Streptophyta; Magnoliopsida; Arecales; Arecaceae. The record is from RefSeq and is a predicted model, not a curated record.